Messenger RNA from Magnolia sinica, 1098 nucleotides. Its product is annotated as probable leucine-rich repeat receptor-like protein kinase At1g35710. The transcript is spliced from 2 exons. Gene Ontology annotation, molecular function: protein binding. The record is from RefSeq and is a predicted model, not a curated record. The coding region runs from base 1 to 1098 and encodes 365 amino acids. NCBI's taxonomy places the organism in Eukaryota, Viridiplantae, Streptophyta, Magnoliopsida, Magnoliales, Magnoliaceae.
AUGGGUGCGGCAGAAGGAACUGGAGCCUCAGAAACUAGAACAGCUGGCUCGGGCGGGGGAACAGGCACCAUAGGGGGUGGAAUCACGACCUCAGCAGCACCAUCAUCCACACUCUCAGAAGCAGAGGCUCUUAUGAAAUGGAAAGCCAAUCUCUCUCCAGCACAAGCUCUCCAUUCAUGGUCACUUCCUACUAAUAUUGCUACCACCAACACAAUCUCUCCAUGCAAAUGGUUUGGGAUCUCAUGUGAUGACCUUGGAAGCAUAACAUCGAUAAGUUUAUUGAGUAAGGGCUUGCAAGGUAAGCUUGAUAACUUGAACUUCCCAUCAUUUCCAAACCUCCUUCUUCUCAAUCUCAGUGGCAACAACCUUACUGGAACCAUCCCAGACCAUAUUGGCACUCUUUCCAAACUUGUCUUUCUUGAUAUCUCCGUGAAUAAUCUCUCCGGACCUCUACCUCUUUCAAUGGCUAGCCUUAGACACAUUCUGGAGCUUGACAUUUCGUAUAAUGAAAUAAGGGGAGAAGUAGCUCCAAGUUUCUUCAUCAAUUGGACCGAACACAUCUCCCUUCAGUUCCAAAACAAUCAACUCGCUGGUAAAAUUCCAUCUCAAGUUGGCCUGCUUAAACAUCUCCAGAUCCUACGCCUGUGGGGAAAUAAAAUCAGCGGUUCAAUACCACUUGAAAUAGGGAAUCUGCAUAAUCUGACUCGGUUAAAUUUACACUCAAACCACCUCAAUGGGCCAAUCCCUCCAACUUUACGUAACUUGACAAAGCUGAAAAUCCUCUACCUCUUUGAUAACCAAGUUUCUGGUUCAAUUCCACUAGAAAUAAGGAAUCUGGUUAAUCUCAUGGAGCUUAGCAUGUCCUUUAACCUUCUCACAGGUUCCAUCCCUUCCACUUUAGGGAAAUUGACAAAGCACACAAUUUUGUACUUACACACAAACCAGAUUUCAAGCACAAUUCUUGCAGAGUUAGGGAAUCUCAAGAACUUGGUUGACCUACAAUUGAACCGAAAUAAUCUGACUGGUUCGAUCCCUCCAUCUUUGGGUAACUUGAAAAAGCUGAAAUUCCUCUACUUCUAUGAUAACCAAGUUGGUUAG